AUGACACAGGCCAGGAUAGACGAAUGUCACCGAGCAGUGACUAAGUUUGUUGUAAAAGGCUUGCACCCUUUUGCCACAGUAGAUGCCCCCGAGUUUCGAGAAAUGAUAAAGACUCUGAACCCUAAGUACAAAGCCCCAAACAGAGACAGUUUAACCAACCACUUGAUCCCUGCUUGGUAUGCAGUCGGAAAGGCAAAUCUGAUUUCUCAGCUGAAACAUGUGUUGAAGGCAGCCAUCACUGCAGAUGGAUGGACAAGUUUUAGUCAAGCUCAUUACCUCACAGUAACGAUGCAUUAUGUCAGGAAUGGCCAGACUCAUGAAAAAGUCCUCAAAACCAAACCAGUGUACCAGGCACAGACAGGGACAGCUGUAGCAGAGGAGAUUGAUGAGAUCUUGGGGGAGUAUGGUAUCAAAGACAAGGUUGUGGCAGCCACUGUUGAUAAUGCGGCCAACAUGGAUGUAGCUGUCAAAAAGCUACAAAUUCUCAAGUUUCCAUGCUUUGCACACACCCUGAACCUUGGAGCUCAGAAGCUCUACAUUUGUCCUGCCAUUUCCAACUGGGUGGCAAGAAUUCGCUCUGUGAUUGUAUGGAUGAAGAGGUCCCACAUGGCAAAAGUGGUCCUGAAGGAGAAGCAAGAGUUGUUCAAGCUGCCCAAGCAUAUGCUGCUCCUAGAUGUAAAGACCAGAUGGAACUCUUUGUAUUUGAUGAUGGAGAGAUUCUGCAAGCAGUUUCCUGCCAUCCAGGCUGCAGCCAUCGAUCCACGGAUAAGAAAGUCCAUAGAAAAGGAAAGACUGGCUAAAAUGGGCAAUGAUCACUUAAGAAAAGCAGAGGAGUUUGUGGUACUCAUGCGGAAGCACUACACCUCCACACUAGCAGUGUCCAGUGACAAAAGUCCAAUCUGUGGUGAGAUUUUGCCCAUCCUGCAAAAGCUACAGCAACACUACACCGUACAAGAAGAUGACUCUGCCUUCACAAGGAGCAUAAAGGAGAACAUUUGGAAAGAUCUUUCCAAACGAUACCAGGACGCAGAUAUCAAGAGCUUCCUGGAGGAGGCCACCAUCUUGGACCCCCGAUUUAAAUCCAAAGUGGAUAAGGAUGAAGUCUGGCACAGGAUCAGGGAAGCAGCAAUUGCAGCAAAGACAGAGGCAGGAGCAGAUGAGCACCUGGAGCAAGGAGACACACAGGGAGAGUUAUUCGAAGAUGAGGAUGAAGAAGACUAUGCGCCACCAGUAAAGCAAAAAAAAAAAAAAAACGGCCUUGGAGAACUCUUUGAAGAAGAGGACAACGAGCUGCAGUCAUUCCAACAACGGCAGCCCGUUCUUUCCCUGGCCCAGAUAGUGGAUCAGGAGAUCCAGCUGUAUAGAAGCCUAACCCCCAUCCCCUGCAAGGAUAACGCAGCCCUAUGGUGGUGGAGCAAGAGAGACUCUGCCCCUGCUGUCAGCACUGGCUGA
This is a messenger RNA of Oreochromis aureus, 1452 nucleotides long. RefSeq names its product E3 SUMO-protein ligase ZBED1-like. The transcript has 7 exons. The record is from RefSeq and is a predicted model, not a curated record. NCBI's taxonomy places the organism in Eukaryota, Metazoa, Chordata, Actinopteri, Cichliformes, Cichlidae. Bases 1 to 1452 code for a protein of 483 amino acids.